AUGUCUGUACCAGGUGCUGCAGCAUGUGCUGCCUUUGCCGUGGGCUUGGCCCCGGACCUCAAGCAGCGUGUAGAGAUUAUGGCGGAGCAUGUUUCCAAAAACGGGCCGGACUUCGAGAAUACGGUGCGGAGCAAGAAUGGCCAGAAUCCGCAGUUCCAGUUCUUGGUCGGUGGGGAGGGCUCGGAGUACUACCUGGCACUUCUGGAGUCCCACCGGCCAGCUCCGGCAGUGAUCGAGUCCACCGCGAGCCCUGCGGAGCUCACUGGGCUCAUGAGCCGCUGGCCGACUCCCGAGGUGAUCCCUCUGAGUCCUGACGCCGAGAGGCAGCUGUCGGAGAUCCUCAACUCACUGGAGCGAGUCUCCUCUCGAGAGGCCGUGGCGAACGGCAGGAGCUGGAUGCAGGCCAACGUGGCCAUGGCACCAGCCAUUGCCAGCAACUUGAUGAAACGGGUGGCCUUCCUCUCAAGUUCCCUCCACCGGCUCCAUGUGCUGUAUUUGGUGCACGACAUCUUCAUCAGCGAGCUCGGCCGACAGGAUGGAGCUCGACCCCUUAUCUCCGCGUUCAAGCCCUGCCUAGUCUGGAUGGUUCGGCCCACCUUCCAGAUUGCACGAUCCUCCAUGCCCGAUAGUGAAGGCUGUGCCAAGAUCAAGAAGCUCCUGGCCAUGUGGCUGGACAAAGGCAUUCUCAGUGUGAGGGAGACCGAGGAGAUCACGGCACUCAUGACGGCGACAGACUUGCCGGCACCCCCGCCACAGACAGGACGGUUGAUGCAGCAGGUCGGAGCACAGAUGGGUGUGUCUUUCUCGCAGGCACAGAACAACAGCCUGGUUGGCAGUAUACUCGGCGCGCUGCAGCAGCCGCAAAUGGCGGCGCCCCCUGGACACAUCCCGACACCACCCGCACCUCCAAUGCCAGCAGCUGGAAUGGCUGGAAUGGCUUCGACGAUGCAAAACUCUGGGUUGGUCCCGGUGCAAGGACAGGGCCCGCCCGGCAUGCAGUUGGCUCUCGCAUCUGGCUCCUUGGCUCUGCCAACCGGCCCGGGCUCUGAGACGCCCGAGUCUGUUCCAGUGGGGGUCAUGUCCUCCAUGUUGAAACAGGUGUCGAGACGCGGGAAAGAUCUACAUGCUGCAUUUGUGCCAUACCGACCGCUGGAUCCGUUCUAUACGCCACAGACACUGCCUAUCACACCACCCCCUUCGGGUCGCCUGCUGGAUAGGCUGGCCCAAUUCUACCGAGCUGCACCUUGUCUGCGUCGAUCAAGGGUUCUUUUCAGAAUGUAG
Molecule: messenger RNA, 1281 nt
Organism: Symbiodinium natans
Lineage: Eukaryota; Dinophyceae; Suessiales; Symbiodiniaceae
Source: the annotation of a GenBank genome assembly